AUGAGCCUGAGGCGCGCGGGGCGGGCGGGGCGGCCGGCCGAGGCUGCCGCGGGCCCCCCGGGGCCGGGCGCCCGGGCCCCGGGCUUUGUUCGCCGCCGCUCCCCACCGGCCCGGGCGCGCGGGGGGCGGCGCUUCCUCCGCCCGGAGGGUGGGACCCUCGGCCUCCGCCAGGCCUCGGACCGCCGCCGACACCUCUCGCUGCUCCAGGAGGACCUGCAGGAGGACGCGGACGGAUUUGGUGUGGAUGACUACAGCUCAGAGUCUGAUGUGAUUAUUAUACCUUCAGCCCUGGACUUUGUCUCACAAGAUGAAAUGUUGACGCCCCUGGGGAGAUUGGACAAGUAUGCUGCAAGUGAGAACGUAUUUAAUAGACAAAUGGUGGCCCGGAGUUUGCUGGAUACAUUGAGGGAAGUCUGCGAUGAUGAAAGAGAUUGUAUUGCUGUUUUGGAAAGAAUUAGCAGAUUAGCUGACGAUUCAGAACCAACUGUGAGAGCAGAGCUGAUGGAACAGGUGCCUCAUAUUGCAUUGUUUUGUCAAGAAAACCGGCCUUCAAUCCCAUAUGCUUUUUCCAAAUACUUACUACCUAUUGUGGUUAGAUAUCUCGCAGAUCAGAAUAAUCAGGUAAGAAAAACAAGUCAGGCAGCUUUGCUGGCUCUGUUGGAGCAAGAGUUAAUUGAACGAUUUGAUGUGGAGACCAAAGUGUGCCCCGUCCUCAUAGAGCUAACUGCCCCAGAUAGCAAUGACGAUGUGAAAACAGAAGCUGUGGCUAUAAUGUGCAAAAUGGCUCCCAUGGUUGGGAAGGACAUUACGGAGCGUCUUAUCCUGCCUAGGUUUUGUGAGAUGUGCUGUGAUUGCAGAAUGUUUCAUGUUCGAAAGGUCUGUGCUGCGAACUUUGGAGAUAUCUGCAGUGUAGUUGGCCAGCAAGCUACUGAAGAAAUGCUGCUGCCCAGGUUUUUUCAACUUUGUUCUGAUAACGUAUGGGGAGUCCGGAAAGCUUGUGCUGAAUGCUUCAUGGCGGUUUCAUGUGCAACAUGUCAAGAAAUCCGACGGACUAAAUUAUCAGCACUGUUUAUUAAUUUGAUCAGUGAUCCUUCACGUUGGGUUCGCCAAGCAGCAUUUCAGUCUCUGGGACCUUUCAUAUCUACUUUUGCUAAUCCAUCAAGCUCAGGCCAGUAUUUUAAAGAAGAAAGCAAAAGUUCAGAAAAUACUUCAGUAGAAGACAAAGAUAGGAUCAGAGAUCAAGAAGUCCCAGAAGAUGUACAAAUCAGGCCAGAGGAUGUUCCUUCAGAUUCCAGUAUUAGUAAUUCCAGUGUCAAACUGGAGAACACGAUGGAAGAUCAGACUGAAACAACUAGGAAACCUCCAGGUGAAAUAAGUGUUCCAAUGGACAGUUCUUUACUUUGUACUUUGUCCUCAGACUCUCAUCAGGAAGCAGCUAGUAAUGAAAAUGAUAAAAAACCUGGUAACUACAAAUCUACAUUACGGCCAGAGGUCGGCACCGGUUCACAAGAUUCUGCUCACUUAGAUCAGGAAUUAUACAACUCUUUCCAUUUCUGGAGGACUCCUCUUCCUGAAAUAGAUCUAGAUAUAGAGCUUGAGCAAGGCUCUGGGAAUAAACUCAACCCAGAGAGACCAGAAGAAACACCUGAAGUAACCAUACCAGGUUCUUCAAACAUCACUAUGGCCACCAGAAAGGAACUUGAAGAAAUGAUAGAAAAUCUAGAGCCUCAUAUUGAUGAUCCGGAUGUUAGAGCACAAGUGGACGUGCUGUCUGCCGCGCUGCGAGCUUCCAGUCUGGAUGCUCACGAAGAGGCCAGCGACCCAGAGAAGAAAAGUGAUGUGCAAGAUGAACUGGGUGUCAGUGAGCAGCCAAACUGUAAAAUGAAUCGCGAUGCCUCCGUGCCUUUAAUCAGCGAUGCUGUCGAGAACAUGGACUCCACCCUUCGUUAUAUUCAUAAUGAUUCAGACUUGAGCACUAGUAGUAGUUUCAGCGCUGAUGAGGAAAGGAGACCUAAAGUACAGGACGUUGUGCCUCAGGCUCUGUUAGAUCAGUAUUUAUCUAUGACUGACCCCUCUCGUGCACAGACAGUCGACACUGAAAUUGCUAAGCACUGUGCAUACAGUCUUCCAGGCGUGGCCCUGACCCUUGGCAGGCAGAACUGGCACUGCCUAAGAGAGACUUACGAGACUCUGGCAUCAGACAUGCAGUGGAAAGUUCGAAGAACUUUAGCCUUCUCCAUCCAUGAGCUUGCAGUUAUUCUUGGAGAUCAGUUGACAGCUAUAGAUCUGGUUCCAAUUUUUAAUGGAUUUUUAAAAGACCUCGAUGAAGUAAGGAUAGGUGUCCUUAAACACUUGCAUGAUUUUUUGAAGCUUCUUCAUAUUGACAAAAGAAGAGAAUAUCUUUAUCAACUUCAGGAGUUUUUGGUGACAGAUAACAGUAGAAAUUGGCGCUUUCGAGCUGAACUGGCUGAACAGCUGAUCUUACUUCUAGAAUUAUAUAAUGCCAGAGAUGUUUAUGACUACUUACGCCCCAUUGCUCUGAAUCUAUGUGCAGAUAAAGUUUCUUCCGUUCGUUGGAUUUCCUACAAGUUGGUCAGUGAGAUGGUGAAGAAGCUCCACAUGGCGACGCCGCCGACAUUUGGCGCGGACCUCAUCCGCGAGCUGGUGGAAAACUUCGGCAGAUGUCCCAAGUGGUCUGGACGUCAAGCCUUUGUCUUUGUCUGCCAGACUGUCAUUGAAGAUGAUUGCCUUCCCAUGGAACAGUUUGCUGUGCUUCUGAUGCCACAUCUGCUAACCUUAGCAAAUGAUAGGGUUCCAAACGUUAGAGUGCUCCUUGCAAAGACACUAAGACAAACACUACUAGAAAAAGACUAUUUCCUGACCUCUGCCAGCUGUCACCAGGAAGCUGUGGAGCAGACCAUCAUGGCUCUUCAGAUGGAUCAUGACAGUGACGUCAAGUACUUUGCAAGCAUCCACCCUGCCAGCACCAAAAUCUCUGAAGAUGCGAUGAGCACAGCUUCCUCAACCUACUAA
Messenger RNA from Pipistrellus nathusii (Nathusius's pipistrelle), 3033 nucleotides. NCBI's taxonomy places the organism in Eukaryota, Metazoa, Chordata, Mammalia, Chiroptera, Vespertilionidae. The record is from the annotation of a GenBank genome assembly.